Messenger RNA from Thunnus maccoyii (southern bluefin tuna), 2079 nucleotides. RefSeq names its product forkhead box J1a (gene foxj1a). The transcript is spliced from 2 exons. Gene Ontology annotation, molecular function: sequence-specific DNA binding; DNA-binding transcription factor activity. The coding region runs from base 176 to 1609 and encodes 477 amino acids. Gene Ontology annotation, biological process: regulation of DNA-templated transcription. The record is from RefSeq and is a predicted model, not a curated record. Lineage: Eukaryota; Metazoa; Chordata; Actinopteri; Scombriformes; Scombridae.
CACACACACACACAGGGGCUCUGUGUAUCUGUGUUCAAAUAGACCAUCAUUGUCUUGUCUCUUCGCACUUUGUUGAAGUUGGGUGUAUAUUUUCCGUCCUGUCAGGCGGUGGCAGGAGGAGGAGGAGAAGGAGCUGGGGUGACAGACAGAGAGGAGAGAGGUGUUGGAGGGAGCCAUGCUGUCUCUGAGCUGUGCCGACCCCUGGCCUGAAGGCUCUGUGGGUCUGGAGGAGGUGGUGACCGCUGCGGCCCAGGUCGAGGAGCGGGACAGCGGCGGCGUCAACGUCAGUGACAACAGCAACAUCAGCAGCUGCUGCAGCUCCGUGAACCUGGACGACAGUCUGACCAGCCUGCAGUGGCUGCAGGAGUUCUCCAUACUCAGUGCCAACGUGCCGCAGCAGGCGCACCACCAGCCGCACCUGUUCGGCCACCGCCAGCUGGGCUCCGAGGCCCCGGCCUCCCCUCUGGCCGGGGACCCCGCCUCCAUCGGCAUGCCCCUGACCCCGGGGAAGCCCACGGCGGCGGCCUACAGCAGGAUGCAGACGCUCCCCGGCAUCGUGGCGCACGGUCACUGCCCGGACGAGGUGGACUACAAGACCAACGCGCACAUCAAGCCUCCUUACUCGUACGCCACCCUCAUCUGCAUGGCCAUGCAGGCCAGCAAGAAGAGCAAGAUCACUCUGUCCUGCAUCUACAAGUGGAUCACUGACAACUUCUGCUACUACCGCCACGCUGAUCCCACCUGGCAGAACUCCAUCCGACACAAUCUGUCGCUCAACAAGUGCUUCAUCAAAGUGCCGCGGCAGAAGGACGAGCCGGGGAAGGGGGGUUUCUGGAAGAUCGACCCGCAAUACGCCGAGCGCCUCCUGAGCGGCGCCUACAAGAAGAGGCGGAUGCCUCCAGUCCAGAUCAACCCGGCCCUGCAGAACAGGCUCAGGAUCAACCUGCAGCCGCCAUCCAGAGGCUCCUGCAGCUCUGGAGGCAGUCAGAGCGGCCUGUGCAUCAACCCGGAGUCCCAGCGGCUCCUCCGGGAGUUUGAAGAGGCCACCGGUGCAGACCAGAACUGGGACCCCCAUCUGGCUGAGGGGACCAUGCUGGGGUCCUGGCCGGCGGUCAGGGGACGAGGUGCACACAAAAGGAAACUGGGCUCCAGAAAUGGUGGCGCCAAAGCCCCCCGGCGCUCCAGCUCCCCGCUGCUCUCCGCGGACGAACAGAAGGAGAUCGGACCUCUCAAGGGGGACUUUGACUGGGACGCCCUGCUGGACUCGGCCCUCAGCGGCGAGCUCAGCUUGGAGGGAGGAGAACCGCUGAGCCCCAUCAUGAAAGAGGAGGAUCUGACAGUGCGAGGGACCCACAUCUCCCUCAUCGAAGCCCCCGCUGGGACGGCAGACAUCCACGUGUUGGUGGAGACCCAGAGGAAUAACGACGUGUCAGACUUUGAUGAAGAGACCUUCCUCGCCACGGCCUUCCUGGAGAGCCCCUGGCCGGAGGAUGAGGAGCAAAGCCGCAAUGACUACCUCUGUAGUUCAACCGUCAACCUGGACCAGCUGUUUGAUCUCGGGGACUCAUUAGGUGGAGACCCCAGCACCCGGAUUGACACCCUCCUCUGAGGAAUAGUCGCUUUCCAGCUUCUCUUUCACACAAAAACUCUUUAGCGACGCUCCUGAGGAAUAACAGACUCUUUUUUUUUUAAGCUCAAGCGACUCUUAUUGUACUUUUUAGAGUUACAUGUUGAUGCUGAUUCAUGUUGGCUUUCCUAAUGGAAGCUACUGAACAAAGAUGCCACAAUGUACAGCAGCAGUAAAUCACGUCAUCACAGGAAAACAAGUCGAAUCACUCGACUUUGACACAAACAAAAUCAAAUUUUCUGAGCGUAAGAUGACACAACACGGUCUCUGUUUACAUCGUGAAAGUGUGUUCAUGUUAUUGUAGAAUAUUGACAGACCAGCAAAGGGGAUCGAACCCAAACGAGAAGGCAACUGAUCCACGGUUCAUUUUAUAGAGGAAGAUUUAAUAACGUGGUGUCAGCAGAGAUGCUUCGUCACAACACAUUUGAGAGUAAAUUGACUGUAAAGCAGCA